Molecule: messenger RNA, 3131 nt
Organism: Sinocyclocheilus anshuiensis
Lineage: Eukaryota; Metazoa; Chordata; Actinopteri; Cypriniformes; Cyprinidae
Gene: kcnh8
Product: potassium voltage-gated channel, subfamily H (eag-related), member 8
Exons: 16
Coding region: 121-3117 (998 amino acids)
Biological process (GO): regulation of membrane potential; potassium ion transmembrane transport
Cellular component (GO): plasma membrane
Molecular function (GO): voltage-gated potassium channel activity
Source: RefSeq, a predicted model, not a curated record
AUUCUCCGCGUCUCAGUCCGCUGAAAGCUCGGUUUCACCGGAGUGCUUCAAACUGUCUCUGCCUUUGUCUCUGACAACGCCGCGUCACUUUGAUGGGUUAUUCGAUAUCAGGGCGGGAAAAUGCCUGUCAUGAAGGGAUUGCUCGCGCCACAGAACACAUUUUUGGAUACUAUAGCGACGCGUUUUGACGGCACACACAGCAACUUCAUCCUGGCCAAUGCACAAGUGUCCAAAGGCUUCCCGAUCGUGUACUGCUCGGAUGGAUUCUGUGAGCUUACUGGAUUUGCCCGAACCGAGGUCAUGCAGCAGAGCUGCUCAUGCAAAUUUCUGUAUGGGCCAGAGACUAGCGAGCACAUCAUUCUUCACGUGGACUCUGCAUUCGAGGAACGUAGCGAGUUCAAGGAGGAGAUAAUGUUCUACAAAAAGAUUGGUAGUGUGUUCUGGUGUCUGCUGGAUAUUGUGCCUAUCAAGAAUGAGAAAGGAGAUGUGGUCCUCUUCCUCGCUUCUUUUAAAGACGUUACUGACACUAAAGCCAAAUCUGUACUUGAGGAGAAGAAAGAAGAGUGCCGCCGUGAGAAGGUGAAGGCCGGGUCUCCUCCGUUCGGCUCCACACGGCUGCGAUCUAGCACAGUUCUCUACCAUAUUUCAGGACACCUGCAUAACCGUCAAAAACAAAAUAAAAUCAAACUUAACAAGAAUGUUUUUGGUGAUCCACCCGCUCUUCCUGAAUAUAAAGUCGCUGAUGCCAAGAAGUCCAAGUUCAUUCUUCUUCACUUCAGCACCUUCAAAGCGGGCUGGGAUUGGCUGAUCCUUCUGGCUACAUUCUAUGUCGCUGUGACAGUGCCGUAUAACGUUUGUUUUAUUGGGGAUCAAGACUUGACACGUAGCACCACUGUCACUGACAUUGCCGUCGAGAUUCUUUUCAUCAUUGACAUCGUGUUCAGUUUCCGUACUACGUACGUGAGUAAGUCGGGGCAGGUGAUCUUCGAUGCGCGGCAGAUCUGCAUCCAUUACAUGACCACCUGGUUCAUCAUCGACCUGGUUGCCGCUCUGCCCUUUGAUCUCCUUUACGCCUUUAAAGUCAGCGUGGUGUCAGUGGUCCAUCUGCUAAAGACCGUACGCCUGCUGAGACUUCUGCGUCUGCUGCAGAAGAUGGACCGCUACUCCCAACACAGUACGGUGGUGCUGACCCUGCUCAUGUCCAUGUUUGCACUGCUGGCUCACUGGAUGGCCUGCAUCUGGUACAUCAUUGGCAAGAAGGAGGUGGAGAGCAACGCAGACACCUGGGAUAUUGGUUGGCUGCAUGAGCUCAGCAAGCGGUUGGAGUCUCCAUACGAGGGGGUGAGCAUGGAAGUGGUCAACAGAACGCUGAGCAGCGGACCGUCUCUUCGGAGCAUCUACAUCGCAGCGCUGUACUUCACCCUCAGCAGCCUGACCAGCGUGGGCUUCGGAAAUGUCUCUGCCAACACAGACGCAGAGAAGAUCUUCUCCAUCUGCACCAUGCUCAUCGGAGCGUUGAUGCACGCUCUGGUCUUUGGCAAUGUGACGGCCAUCAUCCAACGCAUGUACUCACGCUGGUCCUCUUACCACACACGCACUAAAGACCUGAAGGAUUUCAUCCGUGUGCACCACCUGCCCCAGAGCCUCAAACAGCGCAUGCUGGAGUACUUCCAGACCACCUGUUCUGUCAACAACGGUAUCGACUCCAAUGAGCUCUUGAAAGACUUUCCAGAUGAGCUACGUUCAGAUAUCGCGAUGCAUCUGAAUAAAGAGAUCCUAGAGCUGUCUGUCUUCUCCUCUCUGAGUCGUGGAUGUCUCCGCUCUCUCUCCCUGCACAUUAAGACAUCGUUUUGUGCGCCGGGCGAGUACCUUCUUCGUCAGGGAGAUGCUUUACAGGCCCUUUUCUUUGUCUGCUCCGGCUCCAUGGAAGUGCUGAAGGACAGCAUGGUGCUAGCCAUUCUUGGUAAAGGCGACCUGAUUGGUGCAAACAUGUCAGUUGAUGACCGUGUGAUAAAGACGAACGCUGACGUGAAGGCGCUGACGUACUGUGACCUGCAGUGCAUUAAUCUGAGGGGUCUGUAUGAGGUGCUCGACCUGUAUCCUGAAUACUCCCACCGUUUUGUGCAGGAUAUAACACAUGACCUCACCUACAACCUGAGAGAGGGACAAGAGAGCCAUGUCAUAUCCAGGAUGUCCAGUAAGUCAAUGGACACACAGAUGGAGGGCAGGGGAAAUGGAGACGUGAUCCAGUGCUAUUCACAAAUAGCCGAGCAUCAAGAUGAGGGAGAUGAUGAUGAUGAAGAUGAUCAGAUACAGUAUCUCAGCAGUGGAACCAAACAGAAAAUGCACAUGCAGAAAAACGAUCACCAAGCCAACAAAAAGCUUCACAUUCAGCAUACCACUGUCACAAAGCCUGACCUCGCAAAUCUCAGCCCAAGGGUCGUGGAUGGCACAGAGGACAGUGAUGGUACCGAAAAUUCACACACAUUCAUAUUUUCCUCUGGCCAUCAGCACACUGUUAGUGGUGCAACUAAUACCACUGCCACCACAGCAGAAUUAGCAGCUAAAUCAGAGGACACCAGAGGACAGCUACGCCACCUUAACCAAGAGGUGAGCUCUCUUGGACAGGAGGUGGCUGAGCUGGGACGAGUCAUGCGGAGUCUUGCCUUUCUCAUCGAAUCCAUGAUGGCCUCUCCUCAAACACCAGGUGUCUGUACAUCCACGUUUACCUCGGGACAUCCACCACCUUCUAUCAGCUUCCAGACCCAUGGUUCUUCCUGGACCAGCCCUCCUUUUCCCUCACCGAUGCACUCUGGAAUACGUCCGGGAGGACUUGUGUCCCAUCCGCUCAGACCACAAGAUCUGCGGCUGGUCUGCCCCACCACGUCUCCCAGUUCCUUUCCCGUCACACUUUCCUCCUCCUCCCAUACAGACAGAUUCAGAGAGCCGUUAUUGACCCUUUCUCCACACAGCGCAGUCGCUCGGACCCGCUCACAAAGCCUGGAGACGCCUCUUCCGCAACAUCACCAACACAUCUCACACACCCCUAGAACUUUACCCAGAGCUGGACAGCCAUCGCUGGGAGAAGGAGAGGAUCUCAGGUCCCUGGGUUUGUAGCAGUCAACUUUUAA